Molecule: messenger RNA, 565 nt
Organism: Octopus sinensis (East Asian common octopus)
Lineage: Eukaryota; Metazoa; Mollusca; Cephalopoda; Octopoda; Octopodidae
Product: lysM and putative peptidoglycan-binding domain-containing protein 2
Exons: 2
Source: RefSeq, a predicted model, not a curated record
AUUGGAAUACGAAACGGCGGCUGCGGAGAUUCACCUUUACACGCCAAAAUGGCGGACGGUAUGAGAUCUUCGGAACGACAGACUUUGGGACAGUUCGCCAAAUCGCAGACCAAGUACGGAACGGCCAGCAUACCCGUGAGAUGGAACUCCAAUUUCGUAAAACACAAAGUGGUGUCCACAGAUUCUUUGGUUGGCAUCGCGCUGAAAUACGGAGUAUCGGUGGAACAGUUAAAACGAGAAAACAAAUUAUGGUCAAACGAUGCCUUAGUCCUCCGCGAAUUCCUACUGGUACCGGUGACCAAAGAGAACUCCAAAUGCGUGCCCGCUGGCUCCGAGAUCGUUCGAGCUGCCACCCUGAAGUCCGAUACAGACUCUGUCCGAACGGCUAGCAAUAACAGUAGUAACGGUCCCUGUGAAGACUGCGACAGCGAAAGGGUGUCCAGUACGAGUGCGCCGGAUUUAUCGGCCAAAGACUUUCUAAACAAAUAUGAUUCCAGCAUUGCACAGCUCAAGUCAAAUGUGCAAAGAAUGGAAGAAAGUACUAGGUAAGCUCCCUAAAACUCCC